This is a messenger RNA of Rangifer tarandus platyrhynchus (Svalbard reindeer), 1293 nucleotides long. Lineage: Eukaryota; Metazoa; Chordata; Mammalia; Artiodactyla; Cervidae. The record is from the annotation of a GenBank genome assembly.
AUGGACAGUGCUAUCACCCUGUGGCAGUUCCUCCUUCAGCUCCUAAAGGAGCCUCAGAACGAUCACAUGAUCUGCUGGACCUCUGAUAAUGGGGAAUUCAAGCUUUUGCAGGCAGAAGAGGUGGCUCGUCUCUGGGGCAUUCGAAAGAACAAGCCUAAUAUGAACUAUGAUAAACUCAGCCGAGCCCUCAGAUACUACUAUGUGAAGAAUAUCAUUAAAAAAGUGAAUGGUCAGAAGUUUGUGUACAAGUUUGUCUCAUACCCAGAGAUUCUGAACAUGGACCCAAUGACAGUGGGCAGGGUUGAGGGGGAGUGUGAAGCUUUAAGCCUCAGUGAGCUCAGCAGCAGUUCCAAAGAUGUGGAGAGUGGCGGGAAAGAGAAGCCACCACAGCCCGGUGCCAAGACCUCGAGCCGCAAUGACUACAUACACUCCGGCUUAUAUUCUUCUUUUACUCUCAACUCUUUGAACUCCUCCAAUAGGAAGCUUUUCAAAUCUAUAAAGGUUGAGAAUCCAGCUGAGAAAUUGGCAGAGAAAAAGUCUCCUCAGGAGCCAACUCCAUCUGUUAUCAAAUUUGUAACAACACCUUCAAAAAAGCUACCAGUUGAACCUCCUGCUGCCUCCAUUUCAGCUGGCCCAGGUAUUUCUCCAUCUUCAGAAGAAACUAUCCAAGCAUUGGAGACUUUGGCUUCCCCCAGACUGCCUUCCCUGGAAGCACCAACUUCUGCAUCAGGAGUUACUGCCCCUUUUACCACCACACCUCCUGUUUUGUCCAUGUCCCCUCUACAGGAGCCUCCUAGAACUCCUUCACCACCGCUGAGUUCCAACCCAGACAUGGACACAGACAUGGAAUCAGUGGCUUCUCAGCCAAUGCAGCUUCCAGAGAACUUGUCCCUGGAGCCUAAAGACCAGGAUUCAGCUUUGCAAGAAAAGGACAAAACUAAUUCAUCGAGGUCCAAGAAACCCAAAGGGUUAGAGCUGGCACCGACCCUUGUGAUCACGGGCAGUGAUCCAAGCCCACUGGGAAUAUUAAGCCCAUCUCUCCCUACAGCUUCUCUUACUCCAGCGCUUUUUUCACAGACUCCCAUCUUACUGACUCCAAGCCCCUUGCUCUCCAGUAUCCACUUUUGGAGUACUCUCAGCCCUGUUGCUCCCCUGAGUCCAGCCAGACUACAAGGUGCUAACACACUUUUUCAGUUUCCUUCUGUGCUGAACAGUCAUGGGCCGUUCACUCUGUCUGGCCUGGAUGGACCUUCUACCCCUGGCCCAUUUUCCCCAGAUCUACAGAAAACAUAA